Molecule: messenger RNA, 1620 nt
Organism: Zasmidium cellare ATCC 36951
Lineage: Eukaryota; Fungi; Ascomycota; Dothideomycetes; Mycosphaerellales; Mycosphaerellaceae
Product: glycoside hydrolase family 125 protein
Exons: 2
Coding region: 1-1620 (539 amino acids)
Biological process (GO): carbohydrate metabolic process
Source: RefSeq, a predicted model, not a curated record
AUGCGGGCUCCUUCGAUCGGGGCGCUGUUGGUUCUCGCCAGGCUGUGUGUCGGUGAAGCUGCCGAUAAGGCCAAGUAUAAGGAGGCCUGUCCAGCAUAUGAGCACUAUGCUCGAUUUGCACACCACCAUUACAGCGAUGGCCCCAUGGCCCUUCCGUACCAGCGGCCCUCCACUCACUGCCGGACAUUCGAGUCCGACCUCGUCGAGAAGAUCAUCAAAGACCUGAACGCCAGCAUGGUGGAUCGAGACCUAGCCCGGAUCUUCGAGAACGCCUUCCCAAACACUCUGGACACGACAGUGAGGUGGCAUGUGGAUGGCACCGAGAAGCAAGAGACGACAAUGCAGCAGAUAUUCAAAGUGGGAUCAACAGGUGCAUGGGAGGGCCCACAGAGCUUCAUUGUGACGGGAGAUAUCAACGCAGAGUGGCUGCGGGACAGCACCAACCAGUUGGCUCAAUAUCAGCGCCUGGCCAAGGGAGACAAGCGGAUUGAGAACCUGAUCCUUGGGGCGAUCAACACUCAGGCCGAGUACGUGAUUGAGUCGCCUUACUGCAAUGCUUUCCAGCCUCCAGGCCCCAGCAAGCUAAGCCCAAGCGACAAUGGACAAGGCGACAACGUUCAUCCUGCAUACGAGCCGAGCGCAGUGUUUGAAUGCAAGUAUGAGCUGGAUUCUCUGGCGCAUUUCCUCUCACUGUGCAACCAAUUCUACGAACAUACUGGCUCCACCGCGUUCCUCACGCCCAGAUGGUAUACUGCGCUGGAGAGCCUCCUGAAAGUACUCGACGAGCAAAGCAAGUCGACCUUCAACAAGGAAACGGGGGCUUUCGAGCGGCAGAUGUAUCGCUUCCAGCGCAAUACAAACACUGGCACUGAAACGCUCAACCUGGCCGGGAAUGGCAACCCGCUCAACUGGGAUACUGGACUUGUCAGAUCAGCUUUCAGGCCAAGCGAUGACGCCACCACCUUUGGCUUCUUCAUCCCGGCCAACGCCAUGAUUGCGGUAGAGCUGAAGCGGGCGGCUGAAAUGCUCACCGCAGCUGGCAAACCACACGUCGCCCAAACGCUGAAGAACCGCGGCGAAACAAUAGAGAAAGGUGUCUGGGAACACGGUGUAGUCAACCACAAGAAAUGGGGCCCCGUCUUCGCCUUCGAAGUCGACGGCUACGGAUCUGCUCUCCUCAUGGACGACGCCAACCUCCCUUCCCUGCUCGCGUUGCCACUCAUGGGCUUCGUCCGAAAAGACGAACGCACCUACCAAAACACCCGCAAGAUGAUCCUCUCCAAAGAAGGCAACCCCUACUUCCUCGAAGGGAAGGCCUUCAAAGGCAUCGGCGGACCGCACAUCGGUCUCAGCAAUGCUUGGCCCAUGUCGCUGCUCGUGCAGGCCAUGACGAGCGACGAUGACGAGGAGAUUACACGAUUGCUCCAGGCGGUGAAGAGUGCGAGUCCGCUGGGACUGGUGCAUGAGAGUGUGAACGUGGAAAGGAUUAGGGAUUACACGAGAAGUUGGUUCGCCUGGGCGAACUCGGUAUUCGCGCAAACGAUUCUGGACACCGCAGAGAGGAAGCCGCAUUUGCUGUUCGGGCCCGGUGGGGAGGAGUACGUAGUCGGUGCCAAUUGA